AUGUCUUGUAGACCAGACGUUCGUAAGGGUUUCAUGGAAGAAACGAACGAGUUGUUGGCAUUUGUCAUUGAAUCGACGAAAAAUGAAAAAACGCCAGUGAAAUUGAGAGAAUUAUGCAGAGAAUUCAAAGUAGCUACUGACAACCCGAAUUCAGAAACAAGUCUCAUGAACAGACUGCAAACUCUGAAAAUUCACGAAAUGAAUAAUUUGACAAUCGAUACGAAGGUUCGAUUGAUUUUCGUGAUGAGCAUACCAAUCGAUCCGGAUUUUUUCACUGAACUGCAACACCAGGCGUAUGUGAGAAUUGACAAUCAUCAGCGAAUUAUUGAAUAUGAAACAAUUGGAGGAGGUCUUAAGCUCAGUGGCAAGCAUUUCCCAAUCUAUCAGAAAACCGACAGAAAGAACAAAAGAAUGAUGAUGUUUCUCGCGAGAAUGACGCAAACUGUGGAUUAUCCACUUCCACCCACUAUAUUUAUCGAUGAAUUCAAAACAAAAGUUGUGAAUUCUGAAGCAAAAGGCACUGCGCUAAAACGAUAUAGUGUGGUGAAAAACAAAAUAUAUUGGGCGACUGAAUACGAUAAGGUUACGAGAAUGAAAAUGAUGUUCAUUUCUGGCGGAAAAGUUCCAGAAUGUUUCCUCAGAGAGAUUCGAGAAGAUGCAUUGGUAGAUGUUGACGAAGAAAAUCGAAUUAUUCUUUAUCAAUCAAUCGAUGGAAGUCUCAAUUUGCAAGGAGAUCACAGUCUAUCGACAAAAAUGAUUAUGGUUGCAGCUCAUCGAAAAAGUUCAGAUACUUCGAGACUUGAGUUCAAUGAAGAGUCGGUGGAAAUUGAGGAGAGAAAUGAGAAAGAAGAAACAAUUGUGGAUAUGUCUUCAAUGAAGAGUAUUGAGAGAUUAUCGAGGAAUGAUGCUGAGUGGUGGCCAUCGAUAAGAAAGAGGAACAAUGGAGACCCCGAUGAUGUCGAAACAAGUGCUAUUCGAAAUGAUGUCAUGUACGAAGAAGAUUCGAUACUAUCGAAACGUAUCAAAGAAGAGCAUGAGUACACCGAGUUCAACAAUCAAUACAUCGACACCAUUCCUGCUCAAGAAUUUAUCCCGCCUAAUUCUGAUUCCGAUUUAAUUGGAGAAAUUAAGAAUGAGUAUGAUUGA
Messenger RNA from Caenorhabditis remanei, 1146 nucleotides. RefSeq lists its product as uncharacterized. Lineage: Eukaryota; Metazoa; Nematoda; Chromadorea; Rhabditida; Rhabditidae. The transcript is spliced from 8 exons. The coding region runs from base 1 to 1146 and encodes 381 amino acids. The record is from RefSeq and is a predicted model, not a curated record.